Symsagittifera roscoffensis is the source of this 4983-nucleotide messenger RNA. Its product is annotated as hepatocyte growth factor receptor-like. Gene Ontology annotation, biological process: protein phosphorylation. The coding region runs from base 645 to 4907 and encodes 1420 amino acids. NCBI's taxonomy places the organism in Eukaryota, Metazoa, Xenacoelomorpha, Acoela, Convolutidae. The transcript has 2 exons. The record is from RefSeq and is a predicted model, not a curated record. Gene Ontology annotation, molecular function: ATP binding; protein tyrosine kinase activity.
CAAAUAUUGGCUCAGUAUAUUCCAAUUAUGUUCGUUACUGACUCUAAUUUAUUUAACAUAAGCUUACUUACCAUCGGAUUCUAUUAGUAUUCACAUUUUGAAUCAACAUCACAACUAUUCUCUGCUACAAAAUCCUCGACUAUGUUUCCACCUCUGAACUCCUUCAGCGAAAGGAGCAGCACAACAACAGAAUAAUAUUGAUGGUAGAAUUUACACUGCGGCCGAUUUAAACUCUUCAACUGUUAUAUAUAUUUUACUCUUCUUUUAUUCGGUUUUAUUGCCUCUAUUUUUGCUUCCUGCUGCCAAUAAGAACAAACACAAGACCAAGUUGGCUGAUUGAAAAUGCAAAAACAACAACACACUACAGCGCCAUCUAACGAAUAUCACCAAAUACCAGACACGAACACACAAACUUCAGAUGACAUUUUCUUGUUUCUUCUACAAUAAUAAUAAAUAUGUCAACUUUACGACCAAAAACCUAUUAGACAUUGGUCUCAUCUUCUUCCCUUAAUUACUUUUUCCUUUUAAACUCGAAAUAAAGGACAAUUCUAGUUAGAAGCCAACCAGUCUUAAACAUGCAUUCAAUUACUAAUUUUAUCAGAAAAACUGUUCACUAAUUAACAACAAUAUUCAAACAGGUGAACAUGAAAAUACUUCAGUUCCUUUCAGCGCGUGUUACUUUAUUAGUUCUUACCACGAUUUUAAAUUGCAGUCGUCAAAUUCGUUGCAAUCAAAAUUUUCAAAAGCUUCUUGACAUCAGUCAUUUGAAUAAUGACUUCAUUAAUAUUUCAAACUACCGUGGUUUGUUUACUGUCACACCAAUUACUGUCACCAAACACUCACUUGUUUUCUACACUGACUUGGAACACAUUUACGUCUUCGAUCUACUCAAUUCCUGGCUCAAAAAAUAUCCCCUCGCACAGUUGAGUGAUGGCCUUAAAGUUACAAGUUACCAUUGCUCGUCCGUAACCAGCAAGCUAAAUGUAAUGCAAACUGCCAAAAAGGGAGACGGCUUAACCUCUAACUUAAUUUUGUCUAUCUGCUUCGAAAAGUGCCAAACUGCAGUGAUAAAUUCUUUUUGCUUUCUUGUUCCAAUUAGCGUACAAAAUUCUGAAGUCAAAUACGACCCAGAAAAAAUCAUCAAGCUAGAAAACUUCGCCCAGAUUUAUCUCUUCGACGAAACUUCUGAAAACGAAGACCGAAUUUUGACAGCCCAUGGACUAAAUACUGGAACUUUAAAACCCUCUGAAGUCAUGUUUGGAUACAACCUGGAAACAAACGUUUUGAAUAUUCGGUGGAGAAACGACUUGGAAUUCGAUUUCGGAUCCAAAAUUAUCGAAAAUAACCAACAGAAAAUUCUUUUGAGCAAUUCGCAAAAAAUUUUUAAAAAUGAAAACGCUAUCGGAAUUUCGAUUUACACGCAAGAUAAUUGGAUACAAUCGGACAAUGAAGAAAUAUUCACCAUUAUUGUUAGUAACUUUUCAAACCCCGAUGAAACUAAAUCCGUAUCCUUAUCUGCUAAGUGCCAAUUUCUAAAAGCCACACCUGAAAAAUGCAAGAACAAAGAUUUGAUUCAGUCCAAAUUAGCUCUAGCAGAUAUUUCUGAAUCACGAAUAACUGUUACUCGCUCUUUAAUUCACGAUCUGAGCUCAACCGAGUUCUGCUCGAUUGAUAUCGACGACCUGAUUUAUCAAUAUGAGCAAUGCUUAAACUCAGCUCAAUGCUCAAUAAAUGGAAAAGAAAUUCAGACAACACCAGACAUCAGUGCUAAAACUUUUCUCGAUAUUGAAUCAUUCUCCGUGAUAGACGUGACGGAAAAAGAUUUAAUGCUAGCAAUUACUCGAAAUCCAAUCAAUGACAAGUUAUUACUAGAACGAUUUGUGCUGAAAAAAUUCAGAAAUGCGGAUCAAAAUACAACUUCUCUUUUUCAACUCGAUACCAUUUUGAUACUUGAAAACAAUUCUGAAUUAGAAUUAAAAUUAACUCAAAGCCAACUUGUUCUCAAGCAAACAUCAUCGGCAAAACAAAAGACAGAAUUUCUCAAGCUAUCCCAAUUUUUCCCUCAAUGCGACUCAGCUUCAAAUUGUUUUCAAUGCCAGUCAAAUGUUUUCGGCCUGCGUUCAAAAUGCAAAUGGCAAAACAAUCGCUGCGAGGAAACGUCAGAUCCAAACACCCAUCCAAUUUGCAGUCCCGUUAUCGAAUCAGUUUCGCCGACAAUUGUUCACCUCACAGAAUCUUACGAUAUCACCAUAUAUGGCAGCUCACUAAGUCAUGAGUUCAAGGUCAGUUGUAAAGUGUUCACAGAAAACAAUCCCAAAUCUGGAAGCCCACAUGAUGAUGUGAUCAUUGCUGCAAAUCAAGAACUGAACUCUUUUAACUUCGCAAAGGAGGUUCAAUUUAACAUAGGCGGAAAUUUGGUACAUUCCCUCAAAUCACUCAAAUGUCAAGCCAAUUUUGAAAAAGUUUACAGAGGAGAUUUGGAGAUGACAUUAGAUUCAGGAUCUGUUGAGUUUCCUUCGCUGAUCAAAAUCACUGAUCCUAAAAUAACAAAUGUUUAUCCCAAAAUUAUACCAUUUACUACUGGAACACUGCUGACAGUCGAAGGAGAGAAUCUCUGGAACGGUGACGUCACAGAGAGAGAUCCAGAGCUAGAGAUCACCCAAGUUCAUGAUGACAACAGGUUUUUAAUUGCAUGUGCACAUACAAACAGGACUGCAAACUCAAUAACAUUCCUGGUCAAGAAACCAAAAGAAAGUCGGAGCCAACCAAGCCAAACCUUGCAACCAGGAGAAGCUUUCGUCAGCUUGCAAUAUGGAUCACUAUUUCGAAGGUGGCAGCGGGACACACUAACCAUACAGGAUCCAUCCAACAUUCAAAUGAUCCAGGACAAAAUAAUCAAAUCAGGAGGCAUGGAUGUCGUGUUUAUUGGCAACGCCAUUGAAGCUAUUCCAAAACCAGUUUUGAUAACAACAGUUUUGAAUCAAAGUUCAGCUGCAGCUGAGAUAAUAUUCGAAUCAGGCGAAAAAAAUUGCAAAUUCCAACCCUCGCAAAGUGAAAUUCCAUUCGCUUUUCUAAAAUGCAGAGUAACUCCAAUUCCUCGUUACUUGACCUCAGAUAACCUUGAUUACGACAUCUCGACUGUAGUUAGCUUAAAAUCAUCAAAGUCACUCAAAGAUCUUCAUUGUGUUACACAACAGGAAACAUGUGGUUUCUUCGAUGACCUCUUAUCAGGCGAGGAAAACGAAGUCACUUUUGUGGACAAUCCGACCAUUUACAAAAUAGACGGGCCAAACUCUCUCAAACUCAACUCAGCUCAGGAUCGGUUAUUGAAUAUCAGUUACAGCGACAUGGAUUUAGACUGGCUUAAAUACCGAGUGGUAAGCGUAUUGAUCGGCGAUAGCGGCGAAUGCGUAAUCAAAAAUUAUACCAAUACGACUUUAACUUGCGAGGCGCCGAGUAACAUUCCGCGCCAGUCGCCAAUCAUGGUCUACCUCGGAACCGAAUACAGCGUCAACGUCGGCAUGUUCUACUACGAAAAAGAAACGAGCAUGUUCUUGUUGUACCUAACUAUCGGCUGCAGUAUUGCCUUUCUAUUUAUUUUCCUUUUCAUUAGUUUUAUAGUUUGCCUGCAACGCAAGUCAAAAUCUCAGGACCAAAAAGACGGUUACAAUGGCCCCACAUUGAGUACCGCCAACAACAUAUCUAUGCACUCUCUUGACCUCGCAAACGAAGAUCCCGUUUCCAUCAUACCCGAAGAAGAACUAGAACAGCUAAAUGAGUUCACAGAUAGCAAAGGCAUCCAGAUAUACGCAUCGCAAAGAGUUUCUCCUGUGCUCAUUUUGGGAAUUAGUGAAAAACCAAUAGGCCACGGUCAGUUUGGCGAAGUUUAUCGUGCUGUUCUGAAAUACCCCCAGGAACUAAACAGGAACCGAAAUACUGAUCUAAUUAACAUUGCUUUGAAAUGCGUGCGUAAAAGACCAAACAGUCAUCAAAACAAGCAAAUUUGGAGUCAGUUAAUUCAAGAGGGCGAUUCUAUGACUGAUUUCUCACAUAAAAACGUCCUUGGAAUGCUUGGUUUUAGUUACAUCUUCCCUCCUAACAAAUCAGACGCCGAGUUUUGCAUAGUAUUACCAUUUAUGAAUGCAGGGAACCUUCAUAGCUACUUGCGUCAAAAUGGUUCCCAACUACAUAACGAUCUCUUGGCCGAUUUUGCAUUCCAAGCAGCAUGUGGUAUGGAGUACCUACACGAUAACGGAAUUUUGCACCAAGAUUUAGCAGCUCGAAAUUGCAUGUUGGACAUCGCCGAAACCACUAGUGAAGUCACUCUAAAAGUGUCUGAUUUUGGACUGAGUACAGAAGCCACCAGUCAGCAGAAAGCGAGCGUCCUCCCUAUUAUGUGGUGUGCACCUGAACUUCUCAAAUCACAGAACUCAGAACGGGUUUACUAUCAAAACGGAACCGAGCCCAGUUACAGAGACUUCUGCUCGCUUCCCGUUUGGAGCAAGGAGGCGGAUGUUUGGGCUUACGGGGUCCUCGUCUGGGAAAUAUUCCACGAGGGAAGGAAUCCUUACCAGCAUUUGGGUAAAGUGUCCACUGACAAUAUGAAGUAUCAAAUAGCUUACAAUCAGGAACGUCCUAGAAUCGAAAGCCAUGUUGAGAUGGACACAAUGAUUGAGAUCAUGAACCUAUGCUGGAAACAGGAUCCGAAAGACAGACCAACAUUUAGGGAAAUCCGGACUCAAUUAGAACACCUAUUUGACCUGGCAGAUGAACAAGAAGAUGCCGAAGAAGCAGAUUCGAAUACCUUUGCCGCAUUGCCUACAGAAAGAGAUGCUUCAGCUAUCAACUACAGCCACAAUGACGCCUAUCAAGAUGACGACAACCCCAGGGUAACCUCUGAGGUUUAGUAGGAAGCAAAUACUUUAAAAAAUCACUUAAUAAUCAUUUUGAAUCAAAUUAUUGUUUUCAUUAUAACAUAGUUAU